UGUGAGUUUUGCAAUAAAGCCUUCAUGUUGCUCCAAUACCUGUGUGUGGCCUGGAGAGGUGGGGCAGGUGGGAGGUUGGAAUGUGGCUGUAGGCGGUCAUUUCUCCUCUUUGGGCCAAGGGAGGGUGGCGUGCUGGGCAGGUUUCUUCUGGCUUCUCAGGAGGAGAGGUGGAGCUGCUUCAGUUGAAACCUGGGCCUAGGGCAGCACCCUUCACUGAGGAGCCCUGGGGCCGUUAGGGGCAGGCUAGGCUCUGGGAGAAGGAGCCCAGGAUUUUCUGUUUUGACUUCCCCAGGCCCAACUCCUGCACUGGACAGAGGAGGAGGCCCGUUGGGACAGGUGCGUGGAGUGAGGGGACAGCAGUCCCUGGGCCACUGCCCGCACUGGCUACCCGGCCUACCCCGCCAGGCGUGAGUCAGAUCGAAAGCAGAAGCUGCCAGACACCGCGGAGAGUGAAGCGAGGCAGAACCAACUGUGCUAUUUUGGAAGCCGGUUAAUUCCCCCUCGCGCCGCCCCGCCUCCCUCUCUCUCUGGGCUCUCAUCCUCCUCCUGGCACUUUGGCCUCCUCAGGGGGCAGUUAGGACAGGGCUGGAUUUCCCUGGUGUGUGUCUGUGUGUGUAGGGGGUUGAUGGGAGAGGGCAGAAAGCCGGUUACCAGCUCCUCCCUUUGCCAAUCCCCCACCCCCCAGUUCUGGUGGGGAGAGGGGAGGAGCUGGCUUCUCCCAGCGCCCGUGGGUGUUGGAGGCCAGAGCGCCCCCUCUCGGCGGCGCCCGUGGGCAGGGCGGCCCAGUUGAGCGGCCAGGUCACCGGCUCUCAACCCUGCCCUGUGGCCCUGGCGCCGCCCUCCCCGCCUGUCUUUCGCCACCAUCAGGGCCAGCUGUCAGCUGCCUCUCCCAGGGUCUUGAGUGAUGAGCACCUCAGGUGGGAGCCUCUCCCGGCAGUGAACCUCAGCGGCCUGGGAGGGAUUUCCGGGCCCUGGGGAGAGAUAUUUUGGGGCUGUGGGCCUUUGCAGAACCUGUGAAAUCGCUCACUCCGCAGCAGACCUGACCAAUCCUCUUAAGCCAUCAGCUCGCUCAUUGGACAUCCUAGGCCUGCUUGGAGUUUUGCUCCUCCUGUCCACCCUUUUGGGUUUCUUUGGAGCCCAGGCGAGCCUGGGGGUCCCUGCCGUCCAGCCUGCAGUGGAAAAAGAGGGAGCCAGCUCCAGCAGCCGCCAUGGCGUCUCGCAUUGGGCUGCGCAUGCAGCUCAUGCGGGAGCAGGCGCAGCAGGAGGAGCAGCGGGAGCGCAUGCAGCAGCAGGCUGUGAUGCACUACAUGCAGCAGCAGCAGCAGCAACAGCAGCUGGGAGCGCCGCCCACCCCCGCCAUCAACACCCCUGUCCACUUCCAGUCACCACCGCCUGUGCCAGGCGAGGUGCUGAAGGUGCAGUCCUACCUGGAGAACCCCACUUCCUACCACCUGCAGCAGUCGCAGCACCAGAAGGUGCGCGAGUACCUGUCCGAGACCUACGGGAACAAGUUUGCCGCCCACCUCAGCCCUGCUCAAGGCUCCCCGAAGCCCCCUCCGGCUGCCUCCCCUGGGGUGCGGGCAGGACAUGUGCUGUCCACUUCUGCUGGCAACAGUGCCCCCAACAGCCCCAUGGCCAUGCUGCACAUCAGCUCCAACCCUGACAAAGAGUUUGAUGAUGUCAUCGACAACAUUAUGCGCCUGGAUGAUGUCCUGGGCUACAUCAAUCCUGAGAUGCAGAUGCCCAACACGCUCCCCCUGUCCAGCAGCCAUCUGAACGUGUACAGCAGCGACCCCCAGGUCACGGCCUCCCUGGUCGGCGUCACUAGCAGCUCGUGUCCCGCAGACCUGACCCAGAAGCGAGAGCUCACAGAUGCUGAGAGCCGGGCCCUGGCCAAGGAGCGGCAGAAGAAAGACAAUCACAACCUAAUUGAAAGGAGGCGCAGGUUCAACAUCAAUGACCGCAUCAAGGAGUUGGGAAUGCUGAUCCCCAAGGCCAACGACCUGGACGUGCGCUGGAACAAGGGCACCAUCCUCAAGGCGUCCGUGGACUACAUCCGGAGGAUGCAGAAGGACCUGCAGAAGUCCAGGGAGCUGGAGAGCCACUCGCGGCGCCUCGAGAUGACCAACAAGCAGCUGUGGCUCCGCAUCCAGGAGCUGGAGAUGCAGGCACGUGUACACGGCCUCCCCACCACCUCCCCGUCUGGCAUGAACAUGGCUGAGCUAGCCCAGCAGGUGGUGAAGCAGGAGCUGCCCAGUGAAGAGGGCCCAGCUGAAGCCCUGAUGCUGGGCGCCGAGGUCCCUGACCCUGAGACGCUGCCCGCUCUGCCCCCGCAGGCCCCACCGCCCCCACCCGCCCAGCCACAGUCCCCCUUCCAUCAACUGGACUUCAGCCACAGCCUGAGCUUUGGGGGUGGGGCUGACGAGGGGCCCCAGGGCUACACUGAGCCCCUGGGGCCAGAACACGGCCCCCCAUUCCCCAGCCUGUCCAGGAAGGAUCUGGACUUCAUGCUUCUGGAAGACUCCCUGCUGCCCCUGGCCUCCGACCCCCUCUUCUCCACCAUGUCGCCCGAGGCUUCCAAGGCUAGCAGCCGGAGGAGCAGCUUCAGCAUGGAGGAAGGGGAGGUGCUGUGACACCGCUGCCGGCCCCUGUGCUGGGGGGCAUGGGGGAGCGGGCCGGGCCGGGCCCCCUCCCCCUUCAGGGUGCACCUGUGUGUGAAGUAGCCACCUGCCCCGCCUCAUGCCUCCCUGCUGGCUCCUUGUUUGGACUUAGUGCCUGCCUGGCAGCCUGUGGGGUCAGGAGCAGACCCCCCACCCAGC
Molecule: messenger RNA, 2819 nt
Organism: Ochotona princeps (American pika)
Lineage: Eukaryota; Metazoa; Chordata; Mammalia; Lagomorpha; Ochotonidae
Gene: TFEB
Product: transcription factor EB
Exons: 9
Coding region: 1209-2633 (474 amino acids)
Biological process (GO): positive regulation of DNA-templated transcription; regulation of transcription by RNA polymerase II; humoral immune response
Cellular component (GO): nucleus
Molecular function (GO): RNA polymerase II cis-regulatory region sequence-specific DNA binding; DNA-binding transcription factor activity, RNA polymerase II-specific; protein dimerization activity
Source: RefSeq, a predicted model, not a curated record